Molecule: messenger RNA, 3101 nt
Organism: Actinia tenebrosa (Australian red waratah sea anemone)
Lineage: Eukaryota; Metazoa; Cnidaria; Anthozoa; Actiniaria; Actiniidae
Product: coatomer subunit beta'
Biological process (GO): intra-Golgi vesicle-mediated transport; intracellular protein transport; endoplasmic reticulum to Golgi vesicle-mediated transport
Cellular component (GO): COPI vesicle coat
Molecular function (GO): protein binding; structural molecule activity
Source: RefSeq, a predicted model, not a curated record
UGUAGUCAGCAGACAUACCCGUAACCAUCAGCUCGAGGUAGGUUAUGCCACGUCGGCCAUAUUGACGGGAUAAACCUUGAACAUUCUCAUCUUUGAUCAUCUUUUUUGGCUUCAAAAUGCCUCUUCGACUUGAUAUCAAGCGUAAACUMUCUGCUCGUUCAGACCGAGUCAAGUCUGUAGAUCUUCACCCUACAGAACCAUGGAUGCUGGCUAGUUUAUACAAUGGAAAUGUCCAUAUAUGGAACUUUGAAUCACAAACUCUUAUCAAGACGUUUGAAGUCACUGACUUGCCAGUGAGAGUAUCCAGGUUUGUYCCCAGGAAAAACUGGGUUCUGACUGGUUCAGAUGACAUGAUGCUAAGGGUUUUCAACUAUAACACUCUUGAGAAGGUCCAUGGUUUUGAAGCACAUUCAGAUUACUUGAGAUGCAUUGCUGUACAUCCUACACAGCCCUACGCCUUGACCAGUAGUGAUGAUAUGCUCAUCAAGCUGUGGGACUGGGACAAGAAAUGGCARUGCACUCAAGUAUUUGAGGGCCAUACUCAUUACGUCAUGCAUAUAGUCAUUAACCCUAAGGAUAAUAACCAGUUUGCAAGUGCUUCCCUCGACAGAACUAUCAAGGUAUGGCAGCUUGGUUCUCCAACACCUAACUUCACUCUUGAGGGCCAUGAAAAGGGUGUCAAUACUGUGGACUACUUUCAUGGUGGAGAGAAGCCAUACUUGAUCUCAGGUGCUGAUGACAGGCUUGUUAAAAUUUGGGAUUAUCAGAACAAGACAUGUGUGCAAACACUGGAAGGUCAUGCACAGAAUAUCUCCUGUGUUGGCUUCCAUCCUGAGCUCCCCAUCAUCCUAACUGGCUCAGAAGAUGGUACUGUGCGUGUGUGGCAUGCCAAUACCUAUCGUUUAGAGAGCACUUUAAACUAUGGCCUGGAGAGAGUAUGGGCCAUAGCCAUGAUGAAAGGUUCCAAUAAUGUUGCCCUGGGUUAUGACGAGGGUAGUAUGCUUAUCAAGCUUGGGCGUGAAGAGCCAGCCAUGUCCAUGGACACUAAUGGCAAGAUCAUAUUUGCCAAACACAGUGAAAUCCAACAAGCAAAUCUCAAGAAUCUAACAGAUGAUGAUAUCAAGGAUGGGGAGCGUCUGUCUUUAUCUAUCAAGGACAUGGGAUCUUGUGAGAUAUUCCCCCAGACUAUUUCUCAUAAUCCAAAUGGAAGGUUCGUAGUUGUUUGUGGAGAUGGAGAGUACAUUAUAUACACAGCUAUGGCUUUAAGAAACAAGAGYUUUGGCUCUGCACAAGAAUUUGUUUGGGCUUCAGACUCCUCUGAAUAUGGUAUCAGAGAUGGCAACAAAAUUAAGAUUUUCAAGAAUUUUAAAGAAAAGAGAUCAUUCAAACCAGAGUAUGGUGCAGAAGGUAUUUUUGGUGGAUACUUACUUGGUGUAAGAUCUGCUGGAGGAUUGUCAUUCUACAACUGGGAGAAUAAUGAAAUGUUGAGAAGAAUUGAGAUCCAUCCUAAAAAUGCCAAUGUACCUGCUUGGAUAUAUUCCUAAAGACAGUAAAUUGUAUCUAGCAGAUAAAGACAUGACUGUUGUUAGUUACUCUCUCUUACURUCUGUCCUUGAGUAUCAGACAGCUGUAAUGAGAGAAGACUUUGACACAGCAAAACAGGUCUUGCCUACGAUCCCAAGAGACCAAAGAAAUCGUGUUGCUCAUUUCCUUGAAAAGCAAGGAUUCAAGCAGCAGGCAUUGGCGGUAUCAUGUGAUCCAGAACACAGAUUCGAGUUGGCUGUUCAUCUUGGUGAACUGAGGACUGCUUACGAGAUCGCUGUUGAAUCUGAGAGCGAACGAAAAUGGAAGCAGUUAGCAGAAUUAGCUAUAUCAAAAUGCCAGAUCCAGUUAGCACAAGAGUGCCUGCACCAUGCACAGGACUUUGGGGGUUUGUUAUUGCUUGCCACAUCAUCUGGGGAUGCAGAUAUGAUCUCAAGACUCGCCAUCACAGCAGCAAAGAAAGGAAAGAAUAAUGUGGCGUUCCUGGCUUACUUCGUUCUUGGACGGGUGGAAGAAUGCCUGGAUUUAUUGUGCAGCACUGAUCGGUAUCCAGAAGCUGCCUUCAUGGCCAGGACCUACGCACCCAGUCACGUGUCCCGAAUUGUGAAAUUAUGGAAAGAAGACCUCGAGAAAGUCAACAAGAAAGCGGCUGAGUCUCUAGCUGAUCCAUCAGAGUAUGAAAAUCUGUUUCCCGAGUUCCAAGAAGCAGUCAUGGCAGAGAAGUUCUUGAAACAGGAGAGGAUGAGCCUYAAGCCUGCUAUGCAAUACAAAAACGUACCGAAUAAUUGCGAAAGAGAUGUUUUCCAGGAGAUUAAGGCUGCUCAGGAGAAUGGAACUUUUGACGCACUUGUUUCAGCAGCAGAUGGCUUGAGGAUUGCAGACCUGGAGGAAGAGAUGAAUAACGUUGAUACACAACCUCCUAUAUUCAGUGUUCCACCUGAACCAACACAACCUAGGCCUGCGCCACCACCCCAGGCCGCACCUUUAGUGGCAGAGCCUGCGCCAGAGCCACCCUCGCCAUCAUCGUCCAAUGAAGUAAAUCUACCUUCAAGUACAAAUAAACCAUUGCCUACUGAUGAUAAGGAUGAUUUCAAUUUUGAUGACGAUGACUUAAUGGACGACGAUGAUCUCCUAGAUGAUUAGAUGAAUUUAUYGAUAUUACAGUUCUUUGGGAUAUUAAUCAGUUUACUCUAAGAAUCACUYUAGGCCUUUUAGUGUAGUGACGUACAAAAUAAAAAUCAGAUUUCUUUAAAGAGGGAAAAGAACUUCCGGUAUACAAGCACACUUUGAUGAACAGAAAACAUUUGUGAGCCAUUUAUGUUCGUUUUGUCAAAUUGUCAUCAAAUACCUUCAGAAAUGCCAGUUUGAUUUUUUUCUCUCCCAAAACCCCGUUAGCUACAUACAGUAUAUGAAUGAUCAAAACAAAAUAAACGACAGCUAAUUGGAAGUAAUUCAAAAAUUAUAUAAUACAGGUCUAAAAAGCGUUUUAAAACUAGUCCUUAUGUAUGUUAAAUGUAUAUUAAAUACAAAGAAAUACUAAUAAAUAUAGAGUGGUAUAC